Messenger RNA from Eublepharis macularius, 8041 nucleotides. RefSeq names its product kinesin family member 26A (gene KIF26A). The coding region runs from base 156 to 5771 and encodes 1871 amino acids. NCBI's taxonomy places the organism in Eukaryota, Metazoa, Chordata, Lepidosauria, Squamata, Eublepharidae. The record is from RefSeq and is a predicted model, not a curated record. Gene Ontology annotation, molecular function: microtubule binding; microtubule motor activity; ATP binding. The transcript has 14 exons. Gene Ontology annotation, biological process: microtubule-based movement.
AGAAACCCAGGAGCGAAGGGGAGAGCAGGUGUGAUGUUUGUGCGGCCCACCUGAACCAGCUGAAACAAGAAGCCAUCCAGGCCAUCCACAACUUCGACCCAGCUGGCUGUCAAGAUGCAGUGGACCCUCCCCAAAGUGCUGUGGCAUUGGCUGCCAUGCUGCCGAGGCUGAGCCCCCAGAAUGUGGUUGCCGUGUCAUCUCAAAGGGACUUGUCUCUUGUGGCUGGGCAGGUAGGCAGACAGUCUGGCAAAACAACGGGCCUUUUCUCCACGGCAGAAAGGAAGAAGGGAAUUGGGUGGCCACAAGCCGCGAGCAGUUUCCCAAACUCCAGCGUUCAAGUGACUGUGGCUCCCAGUGGCCUUAGCGGGGCGUUGAGCUCAGUAACGAUCCAGGCACAGCAGUACCUCGAGGGGAUGUGGAGUAUCUCCAGGGUGAACAGCUUUCUUCCUCAAGCGUGUCUGGAAGCAACAACAGGCGAGUGUGGAAAAGAAGGUUCAAACAUUCAGGUCGCCUCAGGACAGAACAACUCUGACCAAAACGGGACUGGCAGUUCUUUAGCCAAUCAAAGUUUGGCUACUCCUGCUGGCGUCUCUGCAGGUACUUCAGCUGCGGCGUCGUUCUUCAUAAGAGCCGCCCAGAAACUUAACCUGUCCUCAAAGAGAAAGAAGCAUCACCCGCCGCUGCUGCACCCCCACGACUUCUCCAUCUACGCCACAAAUUUUUGUGGCAUCCUGCAGAUGUGUCCCCCUCCAGCACCGCCAUGCCUUUUGAGAGCUGUGUCGAAAAUCAAGGAUAACCCGGGGAUCGGAAAGGUGAAAGUGAUGGUGAGAAUUUGCCCCUCUCAAGGAACACACGACACGUCAGAAUCCAUGUCGUUUCUGAAGGUGGAUCCACGGAAAAAACAGAUCACACUUUAUGACCCGUCUACAAGUGGCCCUUCCAAUGCAGGUCACCGAAGAGGAGCUGUGGCUGUCCCAAAGAUGUUUGCCUUUGAUGCGGUAUUCCCACAGGAUGCUUCCCAGGCUGAGGUGUGCUCUGGAACAGUAGCAGAAGUAAUCCAGUCUGUCGUGAACGGGGCAGAUGGUUGCAUCUUUUGCUUUGGUCAUGUCAAGCUUGGCAAAUCUUACACGAUGAUUGGAAAAGAUAACUCCACGCAGAGCCUCGGCAUAGUCCCCUGUGCUAUCUCAUGGCUUUUCAAAUUAAUCAAUGAGCGCAAGGAAAAGACGGGCACUCGUUUCUCGAUUCGUGUGUCUGCUGUAGAGAUCAGUGGCAAAGAUGAAAACCUUCAGGAUUUGUUAGCAGAAGUCGCCUCUGGCAGUCUUCAGGACGGGCAGUCCCCUGGGGUUUAUCUUCGAGAGGAUCCGAUAUGUGGAACGCAGCUUCAAAAUCAAAGCGAAUUAAGGGCCCCGACAGCUGAGAAAGCUGCUUUUUACCUCGACGCAGCCCUGGCAGCCCGAAGCACCAGCAGACCAGAGUGCGAAGAAGAGGAGCGGAGGAAUUCUCACAUGCUCUUCACCCUCCAUAUCUAUCAGUACCGCAUGGAGAAGAGCGGCAAAGGGGGGAUGUCAGGUGGUCGCAGCCGUUUACAUCUCAUUGACCUUGGAAGCUGUGAGAAGGUGUUAAGCAAGAGCCGAGAUGGAGGAGGUUCUCUCUGCCUUUCCCUUUCUGCCUUGGGCAGUGUCGUUCUAGCCUUAAUCAAUGGUGCCAAGCAUGUGCCAUACAAGGACAGCAAGCUGACCAUGCUGCUGAGGGAAUCUCUUGGGAACAUCAACUGCCGAACAACGAUGAUAGCUCAUAUCUCCGAUUCACCGGCCAAUCACGCAGAGAGCCUCAGUACAAUUCAGCUUGCCUCACGCAUUCACAGAAUGAGGAAGAAAAAAUCCAAGUAUGCCUCAAGCUCGUCUGGAGGAGAAAGUUCGUGCGAAGAGGGCCACAUACGAAAGCCACACCUGAGACCAUUUCAUCCAAGGACCAUCGCCCUUGACCCUGACAUUCCUGCACUGAACUUAUCCAGUGAGCCUGAUUAUUCCUCGAGCAGCGAACAAUCCUGCGAUACCGUCAUCUAUGUUGGUCCCAACGGGACAGCUCUGUCAGACCGGGAACUGACGGAUAACGAAGGCCCUCCGGAGUUUGUUCCCAUAAUCCCUUCCCUGAACAAGAAAAGAAACAAAGAUAAUUUUGUUCUGGCUAAAAGCUCAGACAAGGACCAUUUCAAGUGCAACACAUUUGCAGAAUUGCAGGAGAGGCUGGAAUGCAUUGACGGAAGCGAGGAGCCCGUCAAAUUUCCUUGUGGGGAGACUCCAGCUGUACCUUGCGGCAACACGGUUCUAGGAAGCACAGAAAACGGACAGUCCAAAUCGAAACCGUCUUCUCCCUCUGGAGCAUUUAAAAAAGGAGCUUUGCAGGAUCCAGGGCCUCCUAAGAAAGGGCAUAAUGUUUACUUCCAGCGCAAUGGUGGUUGCACAGAGAAAAAAGCCGUUCCUUUGAAAACAGAGCACACCAAACAGCAAACCAUGCUAGAAGGCAACAGAGUGGAUUUGGAUGGGGAAAAAGAGACAGUGACAGAUUCCUAUCAGUUGCCAACAUGUACUGCUUUUAUGAAUCAAGAGCAAAACCAAGCUGUCGCUGAACCAGUUGUAAAAGAGAAAUCUUCGUACGUGAAAAGGCCUUUACCCAGCCCCGCACCUCCACCCCCGCAGCAGUCACAGUCUCUGUUGAACGCCAAGCAGACGUAUCAGCCGUAUGAUCACAGCAACGCGAUCCGAACGCCACCGGUGGGAAUGAGUAAGCAAGCGGCUAGCAAAUGCGAGUCCAGCCUUGAAGGAAGCACAUUUUCAGCAAGCAGCAGUAACAUGGAGCACCAAGGCGAUGGUAUAGAAGUACAUAGAUUCCGGUCCUCCUUCCGGGGGAAGUGCUUUGACCGGGAUAUCCUGACGACAACGGUGACAUUGCAGCAGCCCGUGGAGCUCAACGGAGAGGACGAGCUCGUCUUUACCGUGGUGGAAGAACUUUCCAUCAGCGGUAUCUUGGAUAAUGGAAGGCCUGCCAGCAUCAUCAGCUUUAACAGUGACUGCUCUUUACAAGCCCUAGCGUCUGGCUCUAGGCCAGUUAGCAUCAUUAGCAGUAUAAAUGAUGAGUUUGAUGCCUAUACGUCCCAAGCCAGUGCCUCUGGUGUCAACAUUGACAUUGUGGUGCCCUUUGCUGAGAAUACAUUCUCGAGCUGCAGCAGGCGCUCCUCCAUCAGCUCGUGGUUAAGCGAAGUCAGUAUCUGUACAAUUGGGAGUGACGGAGGCCAGUCGGGGGACAGUUUCCUCGCCCAGUCUUAUGGCUGUGACAAGUCUGAGGAACCUUUUGAGUUGUGUUGUCCUAACGGUCCUGUUCUUUUGAAAGCCACCCUGAACGACAGUGGGUUUUGCUUUUCGGAGCUGGAAAGCGAGAGCACAAAUUCAAGCAAAACAUCUUCAGGUGCGAACAGAAGCCCUCAAAACCCUGACAUUACCAAAGCAUCUCCAACAGAAAGUGCUCUUUGUGUUACCAAUCAGCUAGCAAAAGCGAAGCCUUCUACUUUGCAAAGUACACCAGUGAUUGAAACCAUACACUCCAGUCUUCCCCGGAGAACAAAAACUACCUCAUCUUCAACCCACAACAAUGCCACCCUCGGUUAUAAGGAACUGCAAAAGCCACAUGUGAUGUUUGAAGAUCCUUGGUUGGUUCGUACAGACAAUCACUUGGAAACAAAAAAUGCAGAACCUUUGCUUUCUCCAAAUUCUCAUAUGUUGAGCCCUGAGAAACAUGCGGCAAAAUCUGGCCAACAGUUCGGUAGUUCCACUAGGCCAACGAAAUCCCAGACCAUGCUCGCAUGUUCUCAGAGGGUCGUAGAUGGUUGUGAAAUGGCCUCUAAGUCUUCCAGCGGAGCAGCUAAAAAGUCCGAAGGCAUCACAAAGAUGCCACAGCUCAAAAGAGGAGCCACCACAUUGGGUGUGGUUCCCGUUUCACGUGGCAAUGGUGCAGCAUCUGAAGGCACGAACAGGGGAAGCUCUGAAUCUGGUUUUGCCACCAGUAGCCUGAAAAAGAAGAACGCACAAAAAUCGAGUAUGUUACCCAGGCCAAGCGGGACAAUACCUCCAGCACCUCCUGUCCGUAAAUCAAGCCUUGAGCAGAAAAAUGGUGGGAUACCAAAUGGCGGCGGGAAAGCUACAGGACUGGACUGUGUUCGGGCCACUCUAGGAAGAGCUGAGGAUGAGGGUGAUUUGCAGGGCAGACUUGGGUUGUGUGCUUCCGAAAGCACCAGUAGCAAAUGCAGCCUCAAGGGAGACCACUCUUUGCCAAAAGCAACAUCAAGUUUGAAGGCAAAGACAUCGAAAAGUGAAACCGUCCAUCGUUACGGGAGCCACAUGUCCCUUGAAAGGUGUGAUAGCUUGACAUCUGUUGGAUCCAAGGUCACUCUGACGAAGGAAAACUGCAACGGUAGCAUUAGUAACAGCAGAACUGGUCGAUUGGUCCCAAGGCUGGGAGUUCCCUCUGCCCCUUCUGGUGUUACGUCACCUCCAUCAUAUACCUCACCUUUACCCUGUAAAAAUAAUCAGGCCAAAAGCGGAGUGAGCCAGAAGGCUUCAGCCAGUGGGAAUAAGAACCGCAGCCUUUCAGCCAGUGGGUCAAAAUCCUUGAGCUCCUCGGUGAAAUCUUUAGCUCAGUCUGUUGGGAAGACAUCGAGCAUUCCUCUGAGUGGGAAAACAACCCCACGGUCUGUGCAGGGUGCCAGCAGCAAACCAGGACGGGGAACGAUUAUGGGAACCAAGCAAGCCAUUCGGGCUGCCAACAGCCGCGUUAACGAGCUGGCAUCCGGCAGUUCAGUCAAGAUGGGCCGUUUUCGAGGUUCCACCGAUUCCGAUAGCGGCAACGACAGUGGAAUUAACCUAAGCGACGAGAAAUCACAGGUCUUGGCAUUGCCGUCGCCGUACAGCAAGAUUACUGCCCCGCGGAGGCCCCAGCGAUACAGCAGUGGGCACGGGAGUGAUAACAGCAGCGUCCUAAGUGGGGAGCUACCACCAGCCAUGGGUAGGACGGCUCUUUUUUACCACAGUGGUGGCAGCAGUGGCUAUGAAAGCAUGAUCCGCGACAGUGAAGCCACUGGCAGCGCAUCCUCGGCACAUGAUUCCAUGAGUGAAAGCGGGAUAUCUUCACCAGGUCGCAUGAGAAGUGUGAAAUCUCCAAAGAAAAGAUCUACAGGUUUCCAACGCCGUCGCCUCAUCCCAGCCCCCCUGCCUGAUUCUGCAUCUCUGGGGAAAAAGCAGAGUGUCACCGGCCAGUGGGUUGAUCUUCCACCUUUGCCAGGCACUUUGAAAGAGCCAUUUGAAAUUAAAGUUUAUGAGAUUGAUGAUGUGGAACGAUUACAGCGGCACAGACAAGAGGAAACUGAGCCUUUCCAGGAUGUUGAAAAGGGCCUGAUCUAUUUUAAUACCAAGUUGAAAAUCCUGGAGAGGCGCCAUCAGCGGAUUAGAGAAGUGAAAGCGAAGCACGAGCUCUUGAGAGACGAGUUGGAGGAAACGAAAUGCAGGUUGAUGUUGGAUCCGAACAAGUGGAAAGGAGAGUUUGAGGUUGACCCUGAUCUUGACAAGGAGUCACAGGAUUAUCUGGAGGCACUGGAACUAGUGACUGAUGAAUUGGAGCAAUGUGUGAACCUGUGCAAGUCGCACGUCAUGAUAGUCACCUGCUUUGACAUCGGAGUAAUCUCUGAUGCCCAGGAGGGUGCCCGAGAAGUUGAAGUUUGAAGGUUGUCUGCAAAGGAACUUGAGAAGGUGAAGGCAAACUUUCAAAAGAAGUGGGAAGGGGAGGAAUAGGUGUAUUGGAAAGCAGAGGUGAGAACGGGAAGAUUUAACGCGACAAAGAAUGUUGUCGAAGCCUGAAAAUUGUCGAGAAAUUGGAAUGUUCUAAACCUUUACGGUGCCUCAGCAACCUAUGAAUUGUACAAAGAUCAACCUGAUUUCUCAUAUAAGAAAAAAACCCACAAAAUCUACUAAGAACCAACUCUUAUUCAAAAAGCGGAAGUGCCUUUAAAGUUCAUUUGUGACUUGUUUGUUUUUUUUAUUUUGUACUUGUUGCUAGAAUUGAAACCAGCAAACUUAAACAGACCAUAAAAUGUAUUCCUAUCAAAUAUUUUAUACUGUAUAGUGUAAUUUAUGACUAUAUGUAAAAAAAAACCCAACGAAAUUGUAGCAAAAGCAAUAAGUAAAUUAUGUUUUCAUACCUGAAUUUGCCUCCUUGUUUCACGGAAAAGCUGGUUUAUGUAGCAGAACAAAAAAAAAUUGUAUUAUAAUUGGUUUUUCAUGGUUUAGGAUUUGAGAUAUUUUUAUGAACAUUUAUCUAUUGGAAAGGUGUAUUAUGAAAUUUCAGAACGAUUGGUUUGUAUUCAGUUUUUGUACUCUUCCUUUUUCAGAUCACGAUAAACAUGUUUGUUUUCCAUGUUUUAUAUAUAAAAUAUUAGGGCUGCGACAUUUUGUCGAUUAAUCGGUUAGGUUGAUCGAUUGAAAACCUUUUGAUUAAUUAAAAAGGUGCCUCCUGAUUAAACAGACAUCAGAUUUUUAAAGUGCUUAAAAUUAUUUUUUAAUACACACGUCUACCAAAAACCCUGGAUGGUAGGUGUCAUCUGAGAAGAGGCAAUCCCCCCCCCCCACUGGCCUCUUCUAAGAUGGUAUCUGGUAUGACUCAUGCAUGCAAAAUUUAGAACAAAGGAAUGUUUUUUUCUCCAGAAAUAUAGUUGGUAUUUGUAUGCAGUUUUAAUCUAUUAAUUGAUUAAUCAACUAGAACUCAUAGAAUCAACUUCUUUAAUCAGGUAACAGUCCUAAUAAGUGUAUCAACUUCUUCCACAGGCCACAUUCCUAAAACUGCUUACUUCACAGUGGCCAAAUAGAAGUCAAGGGAGGGGAUUACUCCAGAAGUAAGCAAUGAGAGCCUUGGUAACUAAAGAUCAAAUUAUACAUGACACACAAAUGUUUUUAUUCAAACUCUAAUGAAAGUUUCUUCAAGUCAAAGGUAGCUUGGUAGUAUAUUUUUCAGUGGAGAAGGUAUGGAGAGAGUGUGUUUAAUUUUUCUCCCACCUACUACUGUACAACGCAUACCACCCAAGCUGCUUCUCCCCCAACAGAUUCCUAACAUGUAUGUAUCUUCAAACCUAUCUGUGGAAUGGCUGUGUGUGGAGCGGAAGCUGCUCGAAGAGUAGUUUUAGCGAAAAAUCACCUGGUAGAUAUUUACCGAAAAUUCCACCCAUGACUGAAAGAAACCGCUAUCAGGAUUUUAAUACACAUAUUUGUGUAUACUUUGGCUUUGUUCUCAUUAAUUAACCUCAUUCAUCACUGACCCCCUUUUCUAAAUCUCCUUAACCCAGAGGAUGGCCUCAUAAAGUCCUCUCACUGUAUCCCUCCCAGUAAGGUUUUCCUUUAGAAAAUCCCUACCCUCAAAUGAUCACCCUGUUACCACACAGUAGCUGCAUGGCCAGGAGCAGGGAAUCUUUGUUGGGUUGGAUCUGGCCUAUGGGACUUAUUGCUGACACCUGCCUUAACGUAACCUGAAGAAGUCUGUAAACAACACUGUGGCUUUUUUUCCCUUUCUGAGUGCAGGAACUAAGAAAGUACACAUAUUACCAAAAUCACAAGGAAGUGGGGUAAAAAAAAAACUUUUUUUUUUUUAGUAAAUAUUAAGUUAGGUCCAUAUUUUUGUAUAGUUUUGACAAUAAAUAUAGCAUUUGCAUUUUAUGAACUUUGAAAGACAAAUAUAUCUUUUUACAGUUUUUUCUAAGGAAGGCAAACUCUCAGGAUCGUUUCUAUACAUGCUGCAUGAAUUUUGUGCUUUUUUUGAAGGAAACCACUUUUCAGGUGGAGAUAAAAUUGUUGCCAAACAAGAAUAACUUUUGAAAAGGUUUGAUAGUGUAUGUAAUAAUUGCAUUUCAUAAUGAACCAUAUUUUCUGAUCAUCUUACUUUGUACGGGGUUGGUUUUCCCCCCAAAAAUUCUUUGUAUAAAUGUAUACUAUAACAGCUUGCUUCA